Messenger RNA from Schistosoma spindalis, 2217 nucleotides. NCBI's taxonomy places the organism in Eukaryota, Metazoa, Platyhelminthes, Trematoda, Strigeidida, Schistosomatidae. The record is from the annotation of a GenBank genome assembly.
AUGUCUAAUAAAGGCAAAUCGCAAGAUGAGGCUCUUAAUAACGAAUCAACAAAUUCAUUCUAUCAUGAAGAGAAUUCUGUGAAAUUGGAUGGAAGUGCUCACGAUCUUUUACAAUUCCGAGAUUGUUGUGAAUCAUUACGCGAGUUCAUAAAAAAUACAUGGCAGCGCAAAAAAUCACAGGAGAAGAUUAAUGCUUCGCAGUUUGCCUUUCUGAUGAUAUCUAUUAAGGAGUUAAACAGAAGAACUCAGUUUAGGAUUCGAAAAUCUCGAGAAAUAACUGCAGAGAAUAAGAAUAAAGUGGAUCAGUUACACUUAGGUUUGCAAAAUCUUUUAUAUGAAGUCGCACACCUUGAAAAUGAAAUUCAAACAUGUUUAGAAUUUAGGUCUCGACAUGAAGAUAUAAAAUUAAUUCCGGUAGAAGAGUUCUAUGAGAAAACUGGGCGCAGAAUCGGAAGCUUAUCAGAACAUCAGGAGACUUUGGAGCGUCUUCAUUGGGAGCUCGAACAACGAAAGGCUUUAUCUGACUCUUGUGAUAAGCUAAAAAGUGCUGUUGAAUGUACUUCACAAACCAUUAAAAAGAAACGGAAUUAUCUAGCUAGUUUUGGUCCAAAGUUAAAGGAUGUUGCUGAAAGCACUUUAAUUGUCCAGGAACUAAUGGACUUACCAUUUACCAACGAGAAUGAACAGUAUAAUUUGGCAUUUCUUCUACCUUCACCACUGUAUAUUCUUUAUUCUCUAUUAAAGUCAUACAUAUCUAUGUCAGGAAAAAAAUCAGAAUUUUCUGUAUCGAUCGAAGGUGAUUCGGAAUUGGCCAAAGCUGUUAAUCAAACAACAGAACAAACGGAAUCCCAGUCUUCACCACAGGAAGCUGAUGAUUCUGAUGUAGAUGAUGGAGAGGGGAAUAAAAAACGAAAAAAGAAACGUUAUGCAGCAGAAUGCAUCGAUGAUAGAGAUAAAGAGUUUACCAAUGAAAAGACUAUUAAAUUCCAUCCAUUAACUGUUUUGUUAACGGUUUCUGUCCCUAAAAAUUCAGAUAUACCACUGAGUGAACGUGGUUUUAGUAUCAAAUUAUCAUUUGCUUGGAUGUUAGAUUUACAUCUGGUAACGGUGAGAUUACAAUUUUCAGCAAAUAAAACUGCUUCACUUCCCCGAUCAAAAACUGGAAAUAGCUUGCUUAAUUCUGAACAGCUUUUGUCCAGUUUACAAUGGUCUUGUGACCAACUCGGUUUCGGUGGUUGUAGUUCAGAUAUACCUAUUUUAUUUCUUCCUAAUUCGCAAAAAUCAAUUACAUGGAAUGCAUGCGAAUCCAUAGGACGACCAUAUUCGUGGGCUCAACAACUCUCAGGCAUUAACUGCUUUCCAGAUAGAUUAUCUGAUAUUAAAUUAUGUGAACAAUCAUCAAAAUCUAUUGAAUCAGAACAUUUUGGGGAAAUUGAAUCUUGGUUAAAAUCUCUUCAAUCGCGAAUUAUUGACAGACUAUAUCUUAUUGAAGAGCUUUCAGAAAUUGAACGUUGCAACUUGUCGUUAUCACCGGAGCAACAACAGUUAAUCCCCUCUGAUGUUGAACUCCAUAUUAUUCGGUGGAAGAAUUCUGAUUUUGAAACUUUACAGUCCGUUCCUCGUGCUCAGGUUAUGAUAGCUUUAAAUAUAAUUCGUCCUGAAGACUCAAUAUUCCAGUGUCACUUUGGAAGAGAUGAAAACUAUUUUGUCACUGUAUGGGUCUGUAUCCCACCUCAGUAUCCACAUAAAGCGCCAAUACUAAUUAUGGACGGUCUAAUCAAUUUUGUCAGUCCCAGUGGUACACAUAAUACGGAGGAUGUCACUGACUUAUCUGAUCUGCAUAUACAGGAAUUAGAAACUGAACUCAACUGUUAUUGGCAAGAAUUUUUCACUUCAUCUAUAAAUCAAAAUAAUAGUCAUACGGUUGUAAACUAUGUUGGUAAUACUAAUGAUAUUACUUCUCAUAAUAUUAUAAAUUCCGACAAGUCGUUUUAUAAUGGUAAUCAGUGUGUUGGAUUAAGUAAAUGGAAUCGAAAUAUAUUAUCUUGUCAGUUAGCUAGAUGUGCUGCUUGCAUCGAUGCAUUAUGUCGUGAUCAAAUAAUUUGGAAAAAUUCGUUACAAUCAACAAACAGUUCAUGUGUUCGUUCUGUUAGGUAUCCAACAAGAAGUCGUCCUCUUCGUUACUUACCUUCACCGGGUGCAUUUGUUCAUCGUUAA